CCGCCUCCGUUCCCCGUCGUGUCUGCCUGUCCGUCGCCGACAUGCGGAUGCGCCGACACGCCGGCCAUGCCAGACGGGCUGGAGAUUGACCACCAGAACCCGCUCAAGGGCGUCAUGGCUGGGUAUUCGGAGCAUGUGGUGGUGUGUACGGGCAAGGACGACUGGUUGUCCAAGAUUGAGGAUGAGAAUAGUGGUGAUAAUCUGGCGGCGGACUUGAAGGAGCUUUUUGGACGAGGGGGGAAGUAUACGGAUCCGUUUCACCACAUUUCUGUCAUCAACUCUUCGUUUCCGAGCUCGGUACCUCCUCGAAAGGCAAUCCAGUCGACGUCGGCCUACCUGUUACCGUCCUUCAAAUACGUCCCUUUCCUACCGCGCGUGUCAUUCGACAGCGUCAAGGCCCUCGCAAAGGGCUUUUUAUUACCGGAAAAGCUGCACAGCGCCCACGACGGACUGUCCCCCGUUCACCGCGAUCGACUGACGCGAAAAGAGGCAUUUCAGGGCCUGUUGCCCGGCGUGCAGGACGUCAAGGACGUGCUGGUGCUGAUAUGCGGCCACGGAGGACGAGAUUUACGAUGCGGCACAAUGGGACCUGUGCUGAGGACAGAAUUCGAAGAGAAGCUUGAGAUGGAAGGGUUCCACGUUGCCAGGGAGGCGGUCCAGGUUGGGAGUCUGGAUGGCGAGGAGGUCAGGAGGAUAGAAGGGAGCAGCAGCCCGGAGAAGAAAGUGGCGAGAGUUGGACUGAUUAGCCAUAUCGGAGGACACAAGUUUGCUGGCAACGUGAUCAUCUACGUCCCGCCCGGAUUUACGAAUGACAAGGGCGAGAAGCACGCUUUGGCGGGAUGUGGGAUUUGGUACGGGAGGGUAGAGCCGAAACAUGUGGAGGGACUUGUGCGGGAGACGGUGAUGGAGGGACGAGUGGUGGAGGACAAGUUUCGGGGAGGGAUUGAUGCACAGAGGCGGAUAUUGAGGUUGUAGAAUGAUGGUUUACGACGGGGGGUGAGACAGAAUGAGAGUAUCAGCUGGAUUAUAGGAUACGCAUUUUUAGUGAGACAAAAUACCUACAGGUUAGAUAGAUUAUGACCACAUUUUAGAGCAUGACCAGCUGAACAAGAGACAAAGUGACGGAGCUG
Messenger RNA from Trichoderma atroviride IMI 206040, 1130 nucleotides. RefSeq lists its product as uncharacterized. NCBI's taxonomy places the organism in Eukaryota, Fungi, Ascomycota, Sordariomycetes, Hypocreales, Hypocreaceae. The record is from RefSeq and is a predicted model, not a curated record.